GCCCCGGCCCGGCCCCGAGCAUCCCCGCCCGCACCGGGGACCCCCCCGCCAGGACCGGGGACCGCCCCCCCCGCCCGGACAGGCCCCCCCGCCCUCGGCCCCAUGCAACCCCCCAGGGGAACGCUGACGGCUCUACGUUCCCCGCAGGCGCCCGGCGCUGCCCGGCGGCGAGGAGCGGGGCGAUGAGCGGGGCUGGGGGGCACCCUGGGGUGCUCUGAGAACCGCCGCCGCGGCAGCACCCACCCCCAGACCACCAGCCAGCGCCGGCGGCGGGCGGGCGAGGAUGUGACCCCCCCCCACCCCGCCGGCGAUGCCCGGCCACCCCGCGCUGGCCGCCCCGAGGAUGGGCGAUGCGCCAGUGAGGGCCGGCGCGGCGGCACAGGAUGGAGCCCUCCCUGCCCGCCCCAUGGGCCUGGAACGGCUCUAGGGGGGCACGGGGGCUCCAGCCCUCCCCGGGCCCCAUGCCCCCCAACGGCACGGCCGACGGCAAACCCAAAGACGUGGCUUCGAAAUCGGUGGGGCUUUUCUUCAUGCUGCUCAUCGACCUGACGGCCAUCGUGGGCAACGCCGCCGUCAUGACCGUCAUCGUGAAGACGCCGGCGUUGCGCAAGUUCGUCUUCGUCUUCCACCUCUGCCUGGUGGACUUCUUGGCCGCCCUCACCCUGAUGCCGCUGGAGAUGCUCUCGGGCUCGGCCGUCUUCGACAGCCCGGUUUUCGGCGAGGCCAUGUGCCGCGUGUACCUGUUCCUCAGCGUCUGCUUCAUCAGCAUGUGCAUCCUCUCCAUCUCCACCAUCAACGUGGAGCGGUACUAUUACGUGGUGCACCCCAUGCGCUACGAGGUGAGGAUGACGGUGGGGCUGGUGGCCUGCGUCCUCGUCGGCGUCUGGCUCAAAGCCGUGGCCACCUCCCUCGUCCCCGUGCUGGGCUGGUUGUCCCCCGACCGCCCGCCAGUGCCCGCCGGCCGCGGCUGCUCCUUGCAAUGGAGCCGCGGGCCCUACUGCAAGUUCUUCGUGGUCUUCUUCGCCGCCUUCUACUUCCUCCUGCCCCUCCUCAUCAUCGUGGUGGUCUACUGCAGCAUGUUCAAGGUGGCGCGGGUGGCCGCCAUGCACCACGGCCCCCUCCCCACCUGGAUGGAGACGCCGCGGCGUCGCUCCGAGUCGCUCAGCAGCCGCUCCACCAUGGUCACCACCUCGGGAGCCCCUCGGACCACCCCGCAGAGGACGUUCGGAGGGGGCAAAGCGGCCGCCAUCCUGCUGGCCGUAGGGGGCCAAUUCCUCUUCUGUUGGUUGCCCUACUUCUCCUUCCACCUCUACACCGCCCUGAGCGCCCAGCCCUUGGUGGGGCCGGCGGCCGAGACCGUGGUCACUUGGCUCGGUUACUUCUGCUUUACCUCCAACCCCUUCUUCUACGGGUGCCUCAACCGGCAGAUCCGGGGCGAGCUGGGCCGGCUCCUCACGUGUUUCUUCAAGCCGCCCCCCGAGGAGGACCUGAGGUUGCCCAGCCGGGAGGGUUCCAUCGAGGAGAACUUCCUCCAGUUCCUCCAGGGCACCGGUUGUCCCCCCGAACCCCGGCCUCGCACCCCCAGCCCCAAACGGGACCAGCUGCCCGUGGAUUUCCGUAUCCCGGGGCAGAUCGAUGAGGACGCGGCCGAAGGGCCGGAGCGGCGCGGGGGGGACGGGCUCUACGGGCCGGUGGUGGCCUCCCCCAAACCGGAGCUGUAGCGUCGGGGAGUGGGGGGCAAACAUGGCUGCAAGGGCAGAGCUGGUCUGAGUGCCUGGCUGGGGGGGUGGCGGGGGGGGUGUCUCACCACCGCCGGGGGGGGCUCGGGGGAUCACGGGAUGCCCACCCGGGAAGGGCCACCGGGUUUGGGGACAGCAGGCGGGGGGCACAACUGUCUCAUGGUGGGGACAAGCGUGGGAGCGGUGUGUGGGAGUGUGUGUGUGUGUCACGUUUUGGGGGUCCCUCCUGCCCUGGCGUGGAGGGGCUCCUCAGGAGGGGGGUCCCCCUCACCCCUGUGUGGCCCCAGUACACAGGACCCCGGUCUUCUGGGCCCCCUCCAUCCUCCCCGGUCUUCUGGGCCCCCUCCGUCCUCCCUGGUCCUCGGGGCCCCCUCCAUUUUACCGUCCCCCCUCAGCCCCCUCCCCAGCCCUGGGGACCUGGUGCCUGUCCCCAUCCCCCCGCUGACACCAGCUGGGGCCACCCCUCGCGU
Molecule: messenger RNA, 2209 nt
Organism: Chroicocephalus ridibundus (black-headed gull)
Lineage: Eukaryota; Metazoa; Chordata; Aves; Charadriiformes; Laridae
Gene: GPR61
Product: G protein-coupled receptor 61
Exons: 2
Coding region: 384-1721 (445 amino acids)
Biological process (GO): G protein-coupled receptor signaling pathway
Cellular component (GO): endosome; signaling receptor complex; plasma membrane
Molecular function (GO): G protein-coupled receptor activity
Source: RefSeq, a predicted model, not a curated record